Ruditapes philippinarum (Manila clam) is the source of this 1437-nucleotide messenger RNA. RefSeq lists its product as uncharacterized. The record is from RefSeq and is a predicted model, not a curated record. The transcript has 3 exons. Lineage: Eukaryota; Metazoa; Mollusca; Bivalvia; Venerida; Veneridae. Gene Ontology annotation, molecular function: zinc ion binding. Bases 1 to 1437 code for a protein of 478 amino acids.
AUGGCAGAAGGAAUCAAUGUUCAAUCGUUUAAAGACGGUUCUGAUGCAGACUUUGAAUUCACGUGUUCACCUUGCAGCAAAGAUAAUAUAAGAGAAGAGGCUAACAAGUAUUGUCCUGAGUGUCAAGAAUAUUUGUGUAAUACAUGUACAAGAUACCAUGGCCGACUUAAUGCUACACAACAACAUAAACUGUUGGAUAAAAAUGAUGCCAAUCGAGGCUUACAUAUUGCUAGGACAAAAUGCCAGUACCACGCUGACCGAAACAUUGAAAUGUCUUGUGAUGGAGUAAACAAGAUUGAAGAUGCUUCUAAACAAAGCGUAACCCAAACGGAGAUUCAAGCUCUAUUGGAUGAAACAAAAGUUGCGCAUGGCACUGUGAAGUCCCUGGCAGUAAAACGGAAACAGAAUUUAACUGCUUUAGACAAACAGAAAGUACUUAUUGAAGUGAAACUAGAUGCUACAGAGACAAAACUUAUAGAACAUAUAAGAAAAUUGAAAAGAGAGACAGCAAAAUGUUUAAAUGAUAAAUAUUCUACAUUGAAGGAGGAACUCGUGUCUUCUAUCAGUGUAUCAGGUCGAACAGCUGAAGACUUGAAGCAAACUACGGAACAACUGCAAAUGAUGGAUAGUAUGAACUUAGAGCAGCAAUUUGUUCGGAUGAAAUUGAUGAAGAAGACUGUCAAAGAUGCAAACACUGUUUGUACAGAAGGUGCGGCAGAAGGAACAAAAUUUAUCGAUUUUACUGAAAAUAAAGAGCUGAAGGACGUCAUCACAAAAGCAAAUUCUAUAGGUGACUUGACAACUGGAAUUUUGGAUGAGCAGAUUGUGAAACAGAGGCAGUACAAAAUAAAGUCAACGAAAGAGAUCAAUUUGAAGCAGACUUAUGACUUAUGGAAUUGCUACAUAUCUGAUAUCUGUAAACUUUCUGAUGGAAGGACUAUAGUUAUAGAAUACGGUCAUCAGUUAGGAUUAACAAUGUGUUGUGGUGAUCUAUGGUCAUCAGCCUCAAAUGGUGUUAACGUAUACAGUACUUCAUCUAAUCUUGUAAAAUAUAUUGCCAAGGAUCAAAACGGGAAGUUUAUAUUUAAAUCCAGUGUUACGCAUAUGGCUGCCACUCCUGACACAGUGAUCGUAACAGAUGGCUCUGAUGGAGCUGUUUGUCUUAACAAGGAUGGUACGGUCAUUGAAGAGCUGAGAGACAGUAGAUUGAAGUGUACUAAAGGUGUAUGUGUAGCUGAUGAUGGAACGAUAUUUCUAUGUGGUUAUCAUUCACACAACAUCGUUAUGUUCAACAGGGAUGGUAAUUGUCUCGGAGAACUAACGGGGAAAGAUUCUGUCUUGAAAGCACCAGUCAGUAUGUGCUUCGAUGGGACAAACAAUAGGUUAAUUGUUGGAGUUUACAACAACGAUAAACUAUUUGUAAUCGAAUUUGCUUAA